Messenger RNA from Acanthaster planci (crown-of-thorns starfish), 843 nucleotides. Its product is annotated as transmembrane protein 256 homolog. NCBI's taxonomy places the organism in Eukaryota, Metazoa, Echinodermata, Asteroidea, Valvatida, Acanthasteridae. Gene Ontology annotation, cellular component: membrane. The record is from RefSeq and is a predicted model, not a curated record.
GGUGCACCCUGACAAGUGUUAGUCGGGUAGCCAAAAGUAAUGUUGUUUACUCCGUCAACAAGUCAAGGAUGUGUUCAGGGGAAAUGAACGUGCAUAGUAGCUGUUCGUAAUCCUGUGUAGUGCCAUCUUCAGCCGAAAUGGCCGCUGAACAAUCAGUAGAAUUGUUCGUCAGGAUAGCUGGUGUGUCAGGGUUUCUAGCUGUGGCUCUCGGUGCCUAUGGUUCUCAUGGUCUGAAGAAGAAAGUUGAUGACAAGACGUAUGAGGUUUUUCAGACAGCCAACAGAUAUCAUUUCAUACACACCCUUGCUCUUCUGGCUACACCUCUGACAAAACACCCAACAAUUGUUGGUUCUCUCUUAGUUCUCGGAAUGCUUGGAUUUUGUGGCACUUGUUACAUCUCUACAUUGUCUGGAUCAACCACUCUCUACAAGUUGACACCAUAUGGCGGCAUGACUCUCAUGGCUGGCUGGAUAGCUAUGGCUUUCUAAUUUCCGCUGAACAGCUUUGACCACUAAAUAACAUGGAAUGAUGCUAUAUGGAUGAUAGUUUCUGUGAGGGGAUUUGAUUUGUUUGUGAUAUUUCCUUUGGUCUUCAUCAAAAGGACAUUCAGAUUAGCUUUAAAGGAACAUGGAAAUAGAAGUGUUUUUAUAAAUUUUACUAAAAACCCUUGAAAUUGCAUCUUUGAGUUUUAAUUACCCUGAUUUUAAAUGUUUGUUUUGCAAUUUUAACCCAUAUUUUGAUGCUAUUUGGUUUUUAAGCUAAUGCUAUUUACAUAUUCAUGAGCAGAACUAUGAUGUCAUCCAAGGCACUGAAUCUCUAUGUUGCACUGAUUUGAGCACAGAA